Molecule: messenger RNA, 1419 nt
Organism: Pseudozyma hubeiensis SY62
Lineage: Eukaryota; Fungi; Basidiomycota; Ustilaginomycetes; Ustilaginales; Ustilaginaceae
Product: potential zinc finger protein
Exons: 2
Coding region: 1-1419 (472 amino acids)
Source: RefSeq, a predicted model, not a curated record
AUGAGCUUCUCUGACAAUCGCAUCAGCGCCACAACUACGACCACCUGCACCGUUGCAAGUCCAGUUCGCCGGGCUUACAACGAGUUGCCACAAACCAUGACCAUGACCAUGCCUCUGACCGGCCUUUCGCCGCCCUCGAAAGGUUUCUUCGCUCCCUCCUCCAUGCCCAACUCGAGGACGGACGCCUCGUCAAACGGCGCCAUCUCCUCCGCAGUCCCCAGCCGUGGUCGCAGAAGAGAAUCGAUCACGGGCCAGAUGCGUCGGAAGGCAACCGACACCGCUUCUGCCGCUGGUGCCGGUGGCGCCUCGGGACUGUCCAUGAGCCGUGCCGCCGCAGGUGGGCCUGGUUCUCCCAACGGACGUCCAAUCCCCAUGAUGGCUCGCUCCCCUCGGAUGGGCGCCGUCGAGCUCGGCGGUCUCUCGACAUCGUUUGGUGCUGCAGCUGAGGCGCUUACGCUGUCCUCGUCCCUCGCUUCCAACUCGACAGUGGCUCCUGGGUCGUUCCAAGCUCGUAGCAAUGCACAGCCCAUCAAGAAUGAGGGUCGUUCGCAGGGCCACUCGCACCUCGGCGUCGAAUGCUUCGGCCCCUCGAGCUUGGACAGCUCCAUGCCCAUGCCCAGUCCGGGAAUGAUCACUUCGCACUCGAGUGCAGGCGGUGCACUGGACAACGGUAAUAAGCGCGACCGACGUACCUCGGUGAGCUCUACGGGCACCGUUGGCGACGACGACGAUGACAAGGCCGGCAAGCACGAGCAGCUCCACCGCUGCGAGAGCUGUGCCAAAGUGUACCGUCAUCCGAGUUGUCUUAUCAAGCACCGCUGGGAGCACACUGUCUAUUGGAAGGAGGCAUCCAAGUUCCUCAUGAGCAAGCAUCAGCAGGUGCAGCUUCUUGAGGCAGCAGCCAUCCUGGUAGGCAUGGACGCCAACGCGCGAUCGCUGCCGGAAGAAAAGGCUCUGUGGCCUGCGGCCGUCAGCCCUCCGUCUUCGGGUCUUCUUGGCUCCGAGUCGAUCAACUUUGAAACCUUGAUGGCUUCGAAGCGUCGCAACACGGUCAGCAGCAAUGCGAGCGGCAGUCCGGCACGCGGACCUACGCCUUCGCUCGUGCUCAACGACAGCAGCGAUGGUAGCACCACCAGCACGUACGAUCCUUCGAUGCGCAGCGCCACCAUGAGCCCUCUCGCGGGUCUGGGCAAUAUGCGCCUCACCGAGAACGACGCCAAGCACCCCCGUUAUCGUUUGGACGACAGUGCAAGUGGCAGCGGCAGCGGCAGCGAUCGUGCGGAUCGUUCGGGCUCGGCCGACAUGUACGACGAUGAAGACGUUGAGGAAGAGGAUCGGCUUGAUCAGGGUCAAGAGCGAUACGGUGCGGACGCGGGUGGUGACGUGAUGGCCAACAUGGAGAUGGACGACGUCAACUAG